Messenger RNA from Mollisia scopiformis, 2152 nucleotides. RefSeq names its product NAD(P)-binding protein. NCBI's taxonomy places the organism in Eukaryota, Fungi, Ascomycota, Leotiomycetes, Helotiales, Mollisiaceae. The record is from RefSeq and is a predicted model, not a curated record. Bases 269 to 1897 code for a protein of 542 amino acids. The transcript has 3 exons. Gene Ontology annotation, molecular function: nucleotide binding.
CCUCACUUCCACCACACAUCCCCGGAAACGCCAACAAGCAGAGAGAUGCAAAGAACUACACCAACGACGAACCCAGCCGUGUUUCAUAUUAUCGUAUUGUAACAACGUGAUAGAACCUACCUCUUUUCCCGUGACGUUACAUCCGGGAAAUCCCCAUUCUCGUCCACCAUCUUCAAACAAGGCUGAAAGUCGACACACUGAGCCUUCUCUUCUUAAUACCACUCUCAACACACAAACUCAAAACAUCGAGACUGGAAAUAGCCUCAAAAUGGCACCCCACGCCAACACCGACGACGUAGACCACGACAUCGUCCGUCUCCCCGGCCCAGAACGCCCCCCAUUCUCGACCUCUCCCCCUCGUCUCCUCAUCAUCGGAGCCGGAAACCGAGGAAAUGCCUACGCGAACGCAAUCCAGGAGUCCACGAACGGGAUCCUCGUCUCGGUCGUAGAACCCAUCGAAGUGAAGCGUCGCCUCUUAGGACGGAAAUACAUCUGGGGCAAAGGCACUCCGUCAGAAGGCCAAGAAUUUAGAGAUUGGAAAGAAUUCGUAGCCUGGGAAUUGGAGAGGAGGAAGAGGGCGGAGAAUGGGGAGGAAGUGCCAGAGGGUGUAGAUGGUGUGUUUGUUUGUGUGCAGGACCAGAUGCAUAGGGAGGUUGUGGUGGGGUUGGCGCCACUGGAGUUGCAUGUUAUGUGUGAGAAGCCGCUUGCGACGAGUUUGGAUGAUUGCGUGGCAAUGUAUCGAUCGCUGGUUUCGGGUCCGGAGGCGAAGCAGAAGAAGAUUGUGUCGAUUGGACAUGUAUUGAGGUAUAGUCCGCAUAAUAUGCUGUUGCGGAAGUUACUGGUUGAGGAGAAAGUUAUUGGUGAUGUGAUGAGUGUCAAUCACACUGAGCCUGUUGGGUGGUGGCAUUUUACUCAUAGUUACGUUCGGGGCAACUGGCGAAAAGAAUCAACAUCCGCACCAAGCUUGCUCGCCAAGUCAUGUCAUGACAUGGAUAUCCUCCUCUGGCUCCUCUGUUCUCCACCACCCAAUUCAUCAAAACCAGCUCACCAACCAAGUACAAUCAGCUCAGCCGGAUCCCUGCAGUACUUCCACCAAGGACGAAAGCCAACAGAGGCCGGCAACGCCACGAACUGCCUCUCUUGCGCCUACGAACCAUCAUGUCAAUUCUCAGCCAAGCGAAUCUACGUCGGAAGCCAAAUGGGCAGUCGCCAAGAACACUUCGUCAGUAUCGUUCUCCCAGAGAUCGAAGACUGUGUCGCAGCAGGCGGCGAAGAAGCUGGUGAAAAGGCACUUCUUGAAAGGCUAAGUGAAGACUACAACGCCUCGACACCAGCAAGUGAAGUCAGCAGUAAGAACUGGUACGGCCGCUGUGUAUACGAAGCCGAUAACGACGUCUGCGACAAUCAAACCGUGACUCUAACCUGGGACAACGACCCAAUAACCUCUGGAGGCGAAACCCCCGUUCAAGCAUUAACAGGACGAGGGGCCAAGAUAGCGACGCUGCACAUGGUUGCAUUCUCACAGAAAAUCUGUCAGCGAUUCACGAAUAUAUACGGCGUACACGGUGAGAUCUACGCCGAUUCGGACUCGAUCACAGUCCAAGAUUUCCGCACCGGACAGAAGAAAGUUCAUUAUCCUUCCGUGCCGAAAGAUGGUGGCCAUGGAGACGGAGAUCAUGGGUUGUCGAGACAGUUUGUGUUGGCGAUUGAUCGGGUGAAGAAUCAUGGGGAGGAGUUGGAGGAGGCGCAGAGGAUGUAUAUUGGGUGUGGGGUUGAGGAGAUAAUUAGGAGUCAUGCGGCUGUAUUUGCGGCGGAGGAGGCGAGGAAGGGGAGGGUGGUGGUGGAUUUUAAGAGUUGGUGGGAGAGGGAGGUUGAGGGGAGGUUGAAGUCUAGGUAGAGCUGCGGGAUCUCAGUUGUUGAAUAGGUACUAUCUAAGUUCAGUCACCAUGAGAGCCGCUCGGAUGGCGGCGAAGUCACUUGGUACCUGGUCACGUGCAUGUACCCCCUUCGACUUCACUGCACUGAAUUAGGACAGUGUUUCCUGAAUUCAUAAUUAUUAAUUGAUCACGCUCUUGUGACCCCGGAAUCUUGAUUUUAAAUCCAGAUUGGGGACCCUGAAAACGGCACGUCAAGCGACCACCCAAUCAGCCCC